CCACAUCCCUCUCGUCGUCGCCGUCGUCCACGAUGCUCACUUCCCGCGGCGUCACUCGUCUGUCCCGCAGGGCGGUCAACAGCGCUCAGAGAAACGCCGCGUUAUUCUCGUCCGCUGCGGCCCCCUUGCUCGCCAAGGCCUCCACCGUCCCUAAACCCGCCAAGUCGCAGCGCGCAAAUGUUCGUUCUGCACGGGCUGCGCCCCAGGCUGCUCGCUCGUACGCGACGGAAGCGAAGGCCGCUAUUGGUCACGUCAAGACUGUCAUCGGUGCCGUCGUCGACGUUCAGUUCGAUACCGAUAACCUCCCCCCCAUCUUGAACGCCCUCCACGUCGAGGAUUUCAAUGGCGGCCGCCUCGUACUCGAGGUUGCCGCUCACUUGGGUGAAAACUCGGUUCGCACCAUCGCCAUGGACGGUACCGAGGGUCUCGUUCGUGGUCAGAAGGUCGUCGACACGGGCGCUCCUAUCAUGGUCCCUGUCGGCAAGCCCACUCUCGGCCGUAUCAUGAACGUCAUCGGCGAGCCCAUUGACGAGCGGGGGCCCAUCAAGGGUGUCAAGCUUUCUCCCAUCCACGCGGACCCGCCUGCCUUCGUUGAGCAGUCGACCACCGCUGAGGUGCUCGAAACCGGCAUCAAGGUCGUUGACCUCCUCGCUCCCUACGCACGUGGUGGAAAGAUUGGUCUCUUCGGAGGUGCUGGUGUCGGCAAGACGGUGCUCAUCCAGGAGCUCAUCAACAACGUCGCGAAGGCGCACGGUGGUUUCUCCAUCUUCUGCGGUGUCGGUGAGCGUACGCGUGAGGGUAACGAUCUUUACCAUGAAAUGAUCGAAACCGGUGUCAUCAACCUUGAGGGUGACUCCAAGGUCGCUCUUGUCUUCGGUCAAAUGAAUGAGCCCCCGGGUGCCCGUGCCCGUGUUGCUCUCACCGGUCUCACCAUUGCGGAGUACUUCCGUGACGAGGAGGGCCAGGAUGUGUUGCUCUUCAUCGACAACAUCUUCCGUUUCACUCAAGCCGGUUCGGAGGUGUCCGCUUUGCUUGGUCGUAUCCCGUCCGCCGUCGGUUACCAGCCUACUCUGUCCACGGACAUGGGUGGCAUGCAAGAGCGUAUCACCACCACCAAGAAGGGCUCCAUCACCUCGGUGCAGGCUGUCUACGUGCCCGCUGAUGAUUUGACGGAUCCGGCUCCGGCUACCACCUUCGCUCACUUGGAUGCGACGACCGUGUUGUCUCGUCAGAUUGCUGAACUGGGUAUUUACCCUGCCGUCGACCCUCUCGACUCCAAGUCUCGCAUGCUCGACCCCCGUAUCGUCGGCAAGGAGCACUACGAGGUUGCGACCGCCGUCCAGAAGAUCCUCCAGGACUAUAAGUCGCUCCAGGAUAUCAUUGCUAUCCUUGGUAUGGACGAGUUGUCUGAGGAGGACAAACUCACGGUCGAGCGUGCGCGUAAGAUUCAGCGUUUCAUGUCGCAACCCUUCCAGGUCGCGCAGGUCUUCACCGGCUUUGAGGGCAAGCUCGUUCCCCUCAAGGACACCAUUCGGUCCUUCAAGGAGAUCCUCGCUGGCACCCACGACUCUCUGCCUGAGUCCGCCUUCUACAUGGUCGGCACCAUCGACGAUGUCAAGACAAAGGCGGAGCAGCUUGCGAAGGAGAUGGGUGGCUCGUAAUCUUAUUUACUCGUGGACGACUGGGUGCCUAUAUGUAGAUCGUUGUCAGGACCUGGCAUAAAAAAUCGUUAUUUGCUUCCAAGAACGGC
Punctularia strigosozonata HHB-11173 SS5 is the source of this 1750-nucleotide messenger RNA. Its product is annotated as ATP synthase F1 beta subunit. NCBI's taxonomy places the organism in Eukaryota, Fungi, Basidiomycota, Agaricomycetes, Corticiales, Punctulariaceae. The transcript is spliced from 5 exons. Gene Ontology annotation, biological process: proton motive force-driven mitochondrial ATP synthesis; proton transmembrane transport. Gene Ontology annotation, molecular function: ATP binding; proton-transporting ATP synthase activity, rotational mechanism; ATP hydrolysis activity. The record is from RefSeq and is a predicted model, not a curated record. Bases 33 to 1661 code for a protein of 542 amino acids.